This is a messenger RNA of Thalassophryne amazonica, 3683 nucleotides long. RefSeq lists its product as uncharacterized. The record is from RefSeq and is a predicted model, not a curated record. Gene Ontology annotation, biological process: centrosome cycle; establishment or maintenance of cell polarity; regulation of cellular localization. Gene Ontology annotation, cellular component: cell cortex; nucleus; apical plasma membrane. The transcript is spliced from 9 exons. Gene Ontology annotation, molecular function: protein kinase C binding. NCBI's taxonomy places the organism in Eukaryota, Metazoa, Chordata, Actinopteri, Batrachoidiformes, Batrachoididae. Bases 29 to 3466 code for a protein of 1145 amino acids.
CCUGGAUUUUUCUGUGACUGACCAACCAAUGGAGGAAGAAAAGGUUGUAGAAAUUAGCCAAGGAAAAUCUGGCCCAGUCAUUUCUCCUUCGCCCGCCGGGUUCCCCAUUAACUGGGAACUCAUUACUGGCCCUGUACCUCAGCCAGUUUUACCAACAUCAUCUUUGGGCCCCUCGUUUCCGCCUCCUCAGAGUUCAGCCAUGCACACGCUGCAGACCAAAGUGAAGCCACUCACACAGAGAAGGCCAAGAGGAAGAGAGAAAGACAGAGACAGAGUCGAUUCAGAGGUUCCCAUGAGCUGCCCGUUUGGUCAAAUUUCAUCUGAGGUUCUUCUCCAACAGAGGCCCCGAGGUAAGGGUCCGGUAUCGCUGUGUGUACCUGCUUGGCAACCAGGUCCUACGAAGAACUUAAGCAGUAGUGAGGAAGAGGAGGAGGUGGAGGUGCAAGUGAAGUUAGAGAUCCACAGCCCUCCAGCUGAAGUGCAAGUGGAACCGUUAGACUCAGAGAAAUCACACGAAGACCACGCCGGUUUCCAGACAAGCCAUCCUUGUGGUCUGAGGGCAGGGAUCAGUCUGGAGAGUUUUCUUUCUGACAACUCUUGCAGCAGUAAGGAUGACCUGUCCUCGCCUCCUUCACCUGCUCUUUAUACUUCUGCGAUUUCUUCUGUUUCUACAGCAACUUAUGUCUCUUCGUCCUCCUCUUCCAGACACUGGGCACCACCAAAGGGUUUCUGGAGAGUAGCACGUCCAGAGAUGUUGCUUCUCAAUGGAGUUGGCCCUUACAGUGUACUCCCCGCAUUACCUUUAAAGGACUAUACCCAGAUGCAAAAACUGGCAGAGCCUCAGAAGAAGAAGCCUUCAGAAGCAGGGUUUAGGAGAGAUGAGAGGUAUGUAAUGGGUGACAACAGCAGAUCCUCAAAGGGCAAGGACUCAGACAUGGAGAAGUUUUACCACAAUGGAGUUGAGCAUAAGGAGACCGAUCCAGUCAAAGAACAGUGUAGUUCAGAUGAGUGGAACAGUACAUCAUCACCAAGUGGGGCGCUUUCUGUUGAAGAAAAACUGAAACUCAAGCAGAGGGCAUACGCAAAGUUAAGGGAAAGACAACAAAAGAGUCAGGAGGAGAGAGAGCAGAGUGGAACAGAAAAUGCCAGCAGUUAUGGAGACAAGACAUGCAGAGUGGACUCAAACAGUGCCCAUGGUGCUUUUGACAAGUCAGAGUCAGCUGUGCUCUCUCAGGAUUUAGAAUCCCGUUUGAGCCUUAGCGCACAGCUCGGGAUCACCGAUGAGCUUCCCCUGAGCCCAAGGCACGAGGAAGCCAAACGCCUUCUCGAGCGAGCGCGGCUCAAGGCGCGUUCCAAUCAUAGCAAAGGCAGUCGCCCCUGCAGACGAGCCCAUUCUGAUCAGAGAUGCACAGAGAAGCAGGAAGCUGAUCCUUCAGAUCCAACUCUAGUGCAAAAAACUGUUCAAACUAAAGAAGCAGCUCAAACUGGAUCCGGUCCUCUUCUCAUCCCCACCCAGAGAGACACCUCCCCUGGUGAGGAGGGAGGUCGAUCUAGAUGGUUUGGUUGUUCACCCACGCGUGUACGCUUUGAGGACGAAUCAGAGAAAGAAGCAGAGACUCGCUACUUGGACAGAGUGAGACAGCGUAGCAGGCCUGGAAAUCCAAAGUCCAAAAUGAAGGAAAGUAAUACAGAUUCUAACAGUAGUGGUUCAGAGAAGAGUAGAAGCCACAAAAGUGUCUCCACGCCUCUUUCUCAGAAGCAGGAGGACAGUGGCGUUAACAGCAAAUCCACAACAGUGAUUAAAGAGAUAAUAGUGCUAGUGAAGAAAUGUGAGACGUGUGGCUCCAUAGUCAGGGAACCUCAACCGGUGACAUCACUAUCUGAGCCACAGAGUGCUGAGCCGCAACAAUCUAGCAACCCUGAUGACCAACGGGGGAAAGUGGCUCCUCGCUGUGGGCCUUCGAAUAAACCCGAAGUGAGUACUCGUCCUAAAGCUCCUUUAACUGUAACUUUUGCAGGAGCAUAUGUGCUUGGAAAAGACAAGGAGUGCAGUACAGGAUGGAAAACAUCAGGAUUUGGGAAACUUAGGAGAAGGAGCAGGAAAGGGGAGAGCCGGCUAGAGUCUGGACAUGGCCCUUAUGGACCAUCAUGGGCGCAGCGACGUAACUCUAAUCCCAGGAAUAGGGUCAAUUUGAGCAGAACUGUUUCCUUUGCACCUGGUAGCCCCAUCUCCUUAGAACCCAGUUUGCUCAUGGCAUCUGGUGGGCUAAAGGAGUCGCCCACCCCAUCUUUGCCGAUAAAGUCAGCGCUGAAAUCAAGCUUAAGGAAUCGCACUGCAGCAGCUCAGCCAUCUGUUCAGUACCAAACAACUUCAAAUCAAGGAAGUGACAUUGGAUUUCAGCAUUCAGCACUGCUAGAUGUUCCAGAAUCAAGACGGGAGUCCCCAGUGUCUUCGGCCCAAGGCACCCCUACAACAUCCAACCCCGCAACGUGUAUCAGGCCAUCCACUCUGAGGUACUCUCCAGCCCGACUGACCCCAGAUCUGCCAGCUGUUGAACUUUGGGACGGAACUCCUGAUGGAGUGGGUCUAAGUGGAGAAGUUGAUCCUGGUUCAGAGGGCCGUCCUCUCCUACGUGGCCUUUCUGUGUCCCGGGCUGAUGAUCUCCGAGCAGAGCUGCUGAGAGCUGAACAUUUGAAGGCUGAGGCCAUAUGGGAGGAAAAUUGUGAUGAUUCCAGGAAGCCGCUAACAGAGCGUGACGGCCGGCCAAAGCUCUUCCUGCGCCGGUUCUUUUCCUCUAUUGGUCUGAACAGUGUUGGCAGACUGGUGAAAGGAGGUCGCUCCAGCAGCAUGGAACAGCUCAGUCUCCCCACUGGUUCACGGACAACUUUGUCUUCCCCAAAUCUGACCCGCAAACCGCAGCCUACCAUCUGCAUACAGAGGACACCCUCACUGCAGACCCUGCACACGGUGCUGCCACUAGCCCAACUGCGCAAAGCCUCCUCUGUGCAGAGUUUGGAGAGAAGAACAGAACGAUCAACAAUGCUGGGAGAGGUGCAGAUGCCUUUUGGCCUUGUAUCUAGUCUAGAUAUUCCUCAGCAUGAGCUUCACAAGACCCUGAGUGUUGAAGAUGUGCUUCCCUCCAGGAUGAUGCGUCCAGUGGGCCAUGUCACUCAGGCUUUCCCUGAUGGAACACUCAUGUUGGACCUGUUCAGACCCCCAAAUGGUCCAUUUGGUUUUGUCAUCUCAAGGGGCAAAGGUCGACCAGAUAUAGGUGUAUAUGUGGAGAAGGUGGGAGAUGGUAGUAGUGAAGGCCCUUAUGUUGGGCUUUUGGGCGUCGGCGAUGAAAUUCUACAGGUGAAUGGGGAAGCUGUGGCUGGACUGAGUCUGGACCAUGUGACUCGACUCAUGACCCGGGAAAGCACCGUGUCCCUUCGGAUAAUGCCGGCGCGAAGCAACCAGCGCUGACUAACUAUAAAGACUGGAUUAUUACAGAGAUUGAUACUGUGUUAGCUAGUAUAUACUGUAUUUCAAACUUGUGUUUGAUUUUCAUGUAGAAAAUAACUAAAGUGACAUUUUUAUCCUCCACUGAUACAGUCCUUUCUUAAAAUAAGUCCUUAAUUGGCCUGAAAAGUAUCUUAUACACAGUUUAUCAAGGUCAUGUUGAUACAGUCAAUUACAAAUU